UGAGACAGCGUGUACCACACAAUGGUAAGGAAAUAAGUGUACAGUAAUUAUCGACAGGGUAGGUGUCCGGGUAUUUAUUCUCCGGGUCUUUAAAUCACAAACAUACUGUAUUAACGUUCGGUAACUAUGUAGCAUGUCCAGACGUUUGUGUUGCCAAGUGGAUUUGUCGAUCGUGAAGAAGAGAAUUUAGUUCCGGGAGUAACACAAAACUAGAAGGAAGGAAGUCUUUCUCCAGCAUGGGUGUUAUGCGUACAGAGAAGCCAUGUUUAUGACAGAAAUACGAAAGAGAUAAGAAUCGCCAUGCUGCGAAAGACGAUUAAAAAGCUUCUGGUCGUGGUCUCCAUGGUGACGUUUCUUGUGGUGAUGUACAUGGUCACGUGGUCUUACGACGCCGGAUCGCUAAAUCGUAAUUAUCAUCUUCCAGCACAGAAGCAAGUGCCUCUGUUGAAAAUGGUGACGUCACCUACUGGGCGUAAAACGUCAUUACUUGAGAAGUCUGACGAUUACGUGGUACCCAAUAUUGUCCAUUUCACGUGGAUUGGAGAACGCUUAUAUUUACAAUUUCAUCAUUUUCUGAGUAUAAAGUCAGCAGCCAUUUUUAUUCGACCGGACUACAUCUACCUUCAUUGUGACUAUGAACCCGUUGGUAUUUGGUGGAAGACCCUUCGGAGCAUCGUCAAAAUACAAGUGAUAAGGGUAAAUCCACCAUCUUCCAUAUUUGGUCAUAGGGUGAAACGCCCUGAACAUAAAUCCGAUCUUAUAAGGUUAGAUGUUUUAAAGGAACAAGGUGGUAUAUUUCUUGAGAGUGACAUCAUCGUGUUAAAGUCGUUUGCGCCUUUAAGGAAAUACGAUUUUACAAUGGGUUUGGAAUACCAUGGAAACCCGGGUAGAUUAAAUAACGGCAUUAUUAUUGCUAAGAAAAAUGCAACAUUCUUGAAUAUUUGGCGGGAAACAUUUCGUAAUUUUACAGAACGUGAAUGGGACCAACAUAGUUCUAUCAUACCGUACAACUUACAAUACCAGUUUCCGCACUUGAUACACGUGGAGGAGAAGAGCCUGAAUUAUCCAAGCGGACCAGACCGCCGGCUCAUUUAUGAUGACAUUUACGACUGGAGAGGUAACUAUGCUAUACAUCUGUGGUAUGAACUUCACGCGCUCACGCACUCGCCAGUUGAUAUAAAGUCCAUGAACACGACAUUUGGACAAAUUGCCCGGUAUGUGUAUUACAACUCGACGAAGCUAAUGUAAAAAUACUGUAUGUGAAUCUGUUGGUGGGACCGUUUUAAGAAUGACGUUCGGAGCAACAUCUCGAAGUUGACAUGUCAAAAUGUCUGAUUAUUUUGUCAUUAUCACUUUUAGCCCUUAAUGGAGUUGGACUGUGUCGAUUUGUAAUGCAUGGAAAUAAUUAUGAAUGUCAAUAUUGACCAACAUAAGCGACAUUUUAGAGAGUGUGGCAAGGGGAUGAAAAACAGCCAUAGGCAUGUUCUAAUAUUCGGUGGCACAUUACCUACACUUACAGGUACACACUUAAACAGCUUACCUGUGUCAUGGCGCUACAACAAAGGACGAACCACAACACACUAACACUGAAUACAGGAUAUGAGAAAACGCGUUCGCGUAUGUCUAACUGUGAUAAACUAUUUAUUGUUUAUUUAUUUAUUUGACAAUCCGAAACAAAUUAAGUCAACUGAUGCUAAUCACUCUUGAUGGUUCGGCCAGAACACGAAUGGUCUUACUGUGGAAAGAAACUCAAGUCCAACGAGAAAAUCCAUGUGAUUUGGCAAGUGUCCUCAUGCCUUUUCACGUCCGAUCGGGGAAUCGAGCCCCGGCCGCCUAGAUGAAAGGCAGGUGUGUUAACACUGUGUCACCCGACCACCCAUCUAUUACUUUUCGCGGUCCAGUUUGCCGAGAAAGCUUCCUUUUAUCUAAUCAUCAAUUGCAAUUUUCACACAACGAACCGCCAAUCGGAAUACGUCGGCAACUAUCGUUUUUUCCCCCGAGCUUUCCGAAAAGUCCCGAAUAUGUCCGAUAUAUUUUUGUAUCCCUAGUCAUACUCGAUUCAUUUACCAUUUGAUCGUUAUUGAUUAAAUCAAAUAAAUUUGUGAUAAAAUUAAUUUGGUGGAAAAAAGUAAGUUAUUGAAUAAAGUUGUUACAAGUCUA
Pecten maximus is the source of this 2160-nucleotide messenger RNA. RefSeq lists its product as uncharacterized. The transcript has 2 exons. The record is from RefSeq and is a predicted model, not a curated record. Bases 301 to 1248 code for a protein of 315 amino acids. Lineage: Eukaryota; Metazoa; Mollusca; Bivalvia; Pectinida; Pectinidae.